Molecule: messenger RNA, 988 nt
Organism: Exophiala oligosperma
Lineage: Eukaryota; Fungi; Ascomycota; Eurotiomycetes; Chaetothyriales; Herpotrichiellaceae
Product: ribosomal protein L32
Exons: 2
Coding region: 56-460 (134 amino acids)
Biological process (GO): translation
Cellular component (GO): mitochondrial large ribosomal subunit
Molecular function (GO): structural constituent of ribosome
Source: RefSeq, a predicted model, not a curated record
CGAACACAACGACGACAAUUGCAAAUAUUCCACUGUCCGCAGGCACACCCUCAGUAUGGCAUCAACGACCGCUGUCCUCAGCAACACUCUCUCUGGCCUUCUUGUCCGGAGAAGCGCAACCACAUUCUCCACAGCCAUUCAAUCAUGGUCUUCACGGCCCAUCCUCUCCGCAUCCAUCGCGAUUCCCUCAAUCGCCAUUAACAUCCCCGGUCUCGUUUCAGAUAUAUGGGAAGGGAUACUGAAAGCAGUCCCCAAAAAGAAGACAUCACACAUGAAGAAGAGACACCGACAAUUGGCAGGAAAGGCUUUGAAGGAUGUGAAAGCAGUCAAUGAGUGCCCUGGUUGUGGACGACCGAAGAAAGCUCAUACGUUAUGUCCAUAUUGUGUUGCUGAGAUAUAUGACAGCUGGAAUACUCGAGACGCCCAAGAAAAAGAAAUGGCCACGCAGAGUAAAUCAUAAGAACGUCCGGUCCUCGACCCGACCAAAGGAGAAGACUUUGUGGAUGAUACCCAUCUCUUCGGUGACGAGCGCCAUACCGGUCUUUCGGCGGAGAAUGUAGGAUAGGAAAAUCCUCAGUUCCGCCGCCCUCUCCUACGGCGCAUUCAAUAUCUGCAGUGAUCAUCGACGACCCAUUGAUGUAUUCAAAUACUUUCCAAGACGGGAAUUAGGCCAUUGUGUCAUACCUGGGACAGAUUGUUUGUAGCAAGUGGCAACACAGUCGAGCGACCUGACCAGGUUUUGGGAGAAACUCGAGCAGAAAGAGUUCAGGCAAGGCCCGCUGUAGCAACCGGAUGUUGCAGUAGAAGGAACCAUAAUCUAUAUUGGCCCAGGAGACUUCAUAUCCUGAAGCCAAAUACCUCUGAGGCGAAUUGCUAGAGGUCAAGUCACUCGCGAGCGGAUGACAACGAUAAACAUGUACAAAUACAAUGUUCUGUGUAAUUUAGGUCAACUUUCACGACAAAUACCAAAGCAAUUGCUUUUUAAUAA